AUGAUAAUUGCUUAUAAAUCAGCUGCUCAGGCACGAUCGGUAGUGAAUGUGACAAUACCAACUAUUCCUGGUAGAUGGUGUUAUACAGAUGGAUCAUGGAAAGAAAAUGAUAGAUACUCGGGACAAGGGUGGUACAGUCUUUUGGAAGGCUUUGAUGGUUUGAUGGGAGCGAAGAACACUAGAGGGAGUCAAUCACCCCUUCAUUCGGAGAUAGAGGCACUUAUUUGGGGGAUGGAAUGUAUGAGGAAUUUAAGACAGUUUACGGUUAUUUUUGCGACGGAUUGUUCUCAAUUGGUGAAGAUGGUUUUUGAACCUGAAGAAUGGCAUGCAUUUGCAAGUUAUCUGGAAGACAUCAAAGUCCUACAAAGCAGUUUCCACAGCUCAGAGCUUAUCCAUAUACCAAGGACGCAUAAUUCAAGGACGAACAGUCUAGCACGCAGUGCAAGAAAACAACAUUCCUUUGUGGUCCAUAUGGAUGCGGAGCUACCAAUUUGGUUUACAGAGUCUAUAUGA
Messenger RNA from Brassica oleracea var. oleracea, 513 nucleotides. RefSeq lists its product as uncharacterized. NCBI's taxonomy places the organism in Eukaryota, Viridiplantae, Streptophyta, Magnoliopsida, Brassicales, Brassicaceae. The coding region runs from base 1 to 513 and encodes 170 amino acids. Gene Ontology annotation, molecular function: nucleic acid binding; RNA-DNA hybrid ribonuclease activity. The transcript has a single exon. The record is from RefSeq and is a predicted model, not a curated record.